UUGAGCUUGUUUGUACCUUUAAAGCUUUUGUGUGUAAAGCUUUAGGCGCAAUUGUUCAGAGUAGGGUUUUGGCUGGGCUUUGGCUGCUAACUAAAAGAGAGAAAUUUGAUAUAAUUAAGUAAAAUGAUGAAUGCUUGGUUCAUGACCUGCUUUGCAGCUUCUCUGUUGCCUGUGUCAUAUGGCGCACCAAUAUCCAUGGCUUGGUGUUAUCACAUGCCAUCAUGUAGUGAUGUCGUUUGGCCCAUAAUCGCAGAAAAAAACUGUAAUGGAAUGCAACAGUCUCCAAUAGACAUCAUAACCAGCAAUGUCCAGGCAAAUGAUAAUCUGACCUCUUUCAUCUUCACUGGCUAUGAUGACGACACAACUUUGACUGGGAUUAAAAACACUGGCACCACAAUUAAAGUUACACUAGAUCAUGAGAAAAUGCAUGUGGAAGGAGGGGAUCUGCCAGGCUUGUUUGCCAGUACGCAGUUUCAUCUUCACUGGGGUAAUGGUAGUUUCAUGCCUGGAUCUGAACACACUGUGGAUGGAAAACAAUACCCUAUGGAGCUGCACAUCGUGAAUAAGUUUGUACAUAAUGGUUCAACUAUAUUGGCUGUUCUUGGUUUCUUCAUUGAGGCCACUUAUGACACGGGCAAACCAGAGAGCUGGAAGACCUUGACCUCUUACUUGUCAGAUAUCGCCAAUGCAGGUGAUAAAGCAUGCAUCACUCAAUCUAUCUCCAUGGAUGAUCUGCUUACUGGAGUGGACCGGACUAAAUAUUACCGUUAUCUUGGCUCUUUGACUAUACCAAACUGCAAAGAAGGUGUUAUUUGGACCGUCUUCAAAGACCCCAUCAAAGUCAGUUGGGAUUUGAUUGACCUGUUCAGUACAAGUGUUUACAUAAAGGCAGCCAACUCUCCCCUAAUGGUGGACACAUUCAGGAGUGUUCAACCGGUCAACGGCAGGAUUGUGACGUCACAGGUGGCUGGUACCAGAGCUAUUGGUCCUGUUUUCCAAACGGCAUCCGGUUUGGACUUUCUAGACCUCUCUUCUGAAAUUCAUACCCCUGAACCUUACAGUGAGUUUGAUUUAGAAACCGCAUACUGGUAGGAUUGAGUGGGAGGGUUGACAAUCAUCCUAAGUGACCUA
Messenger RNA from Carassius carassius (crucian carp), 1131 nucleotides. RefSeq names its product carbonic anhydrase XVb (gene ca15b). Lineage: Eukaryota; Metazoa; Chordata; Actinopteri; Cypriniformes; Cyprinidae. The record is from RefSeq and is a predicted model, not a curated record. The coding region runs from base 124 to 1092 and encodes 322 amino acids. The transcript is spliced from 9 exons. Gene Ontology annotation, molecular function: zinc ion binding; carbonate dehydratase activity. Gene Ontology annotation, cellular component: plasma membrane.